Messenger RNA from Corylus avellana, 1848 nucleotides. RefSeq names its product PAPA-1-like family protein / zinc finger (HIT type) family protein. Gene Ontology annotation, biological process: chromatin remodeling. Gene Ontology annotation, cellular component: Ino80 complex. NCBI's taxonomy places the organism in Eukaryota, Viridiplantae, Streptophyta, Magnoliopsida, Fagales, Betulaceae. The record is from RefSeq and is a predicted model, not a curated record.
CAAACCAAAAACCAGUCUCAAAGGGGCAAAACUCCACUCUCUCACGCUCUUAACCACACUUCAUACCCUACUUUGCUUUGAGUCUCCCACUUCUUUUCCUGGCCACCCAGGGUUUCUGCUUGCCUGAGCAGCAGUAAAACCACAAUAGCAGUGUUGCAAAUUUUUGAUAUGAAUGGAAAGCUUUGGUGGGUCCAAAGUUGCUGUUAUUGGCUGCCCUGUGAGGAAGAAGAGGAGUCGUGUAUCUCGUAGACCUCACCCUGAUUCACAGACAUUUCUACAGAGAUUUAAUUUUUUCCCAUCAUCACCACAACCUUUAGGCAGUGGAAGACACAAUGAAAACAAGAAUUUUAGUGAUGCAAUAGUUGUUCCUGAUGGAUUAGGAGCUGAAAACAAGCUGAAAAAGCUAAAGCUCAAGGUUGGUGGUGUUACUCAUACUAUUCACGCCAAGUCUAGCAACGACUUAAGUGGUGAUUCCUUGGUCACAAAUGUUAAUCACUGUUUUGAUGGCCCUAAGCAUCAUGAGAAGCGGCUUCUGCAGGAUAUUGAUGCCAAUCAUGUCUAUCCUUUGGACAAGGGGAAUGACCUUAAAUAUAAAUGGAAGGAUUUUUCCAAAACUGGUUCUAGUUUUGGAAAGGAAUAUUCUACAAGGGGAAUGACAUCUAAGGGAAGUCCUUCUCUGAUUUAUGAGCCAGUUCGCAAGAGUAACCGGGUUCCUAAAAGACGAGUCUUGGAUGUAGGAGUUAAUGAUAAUGAUGAUGAAGAUGAGGAAAUCCGAUUUCUUGGGAGACUGAAUGCUCCAAAAAUGCCUGAAGAUUAUGAAGAUGAGAAGAUUAGUCAAGUGGCUGAUGGCAUGUAUGGUGAUAAUGUGGAAUAUUAUGGAUCGCCAAGAUCAGGAAAAUAUGGUAGAAAGAAGUCAAAAUCAGAGAAAGUAUAUGAGGAUAAAGAUUAUGUGGAAGAAGAAAAAGAAGCAACCUUAGAUGUUGAAUUUGAAUAUGAAGGGAAGAAGUUGAAAAAGGGAUCUCUUGAUUUAUUUGUACAAGGAAGAAAUGUAUCGACUCCCACUACACGCAAUCGGGCAUUUCAAUCUGGCAAAGACGUUUUAUCUGGAUCUGGUUUGGGUAUUACUGACCUCUCAAAUGGGGCUUCAUCUAAAAGGAAAAAGGAGAAACUGUCUGAAGUAGAACAGCAAUUAAAGAGAGCUGAGGCUGCACAGAGACGUAGAAUGCAAUCAGAGAAGGCUGCUAGGGAGGCUGAGGCUGAGGCAAUUAGAAAAAUACUUGGUCAAGAUUCUGGAAGAAAAAAGAGGGAAGAGAAGAUGAAGAAGCGGCGAGAUGAAUUAGCACAGGGAAAGGCUGCUAACGCCAUUACACUUGCAUCAAACACUGUCAGAUGGGUCAUUGGUCCUACAGGGACAAUUGUUACAUUUUCUGAAGAUGUGGGUCUACCAAGUAUAUUUGACCCUGUGCCCUGCAGUUAUCCUCCCCCACGAGAGAAAUGUGCAGGUCCGAAUUGCACAAAUUCAUACAAGUAUCGGGAUUCCAAGUCGAAGCUUCCCCUCUGCAGUCUCCAUUGUUACAGGGCAAUACACCAGAAGAUGCAACCUCUACUUGCCUGCUGAUGUCAUCCCUUCUCUUCUCACGUAAUGUCUGCAACAUUGUAGUUUUGUCUGGUGAUGGUUGGAUUAGCAGGUGGAAUUUCAUCGUUUUGAAGUGAUGCAAAUUGAAUAUAAGUCUGGUGGGUAGCCUCAUAUCUCUGUGGAGAUCAAUUUUUGAAAAUGGAAUGAAUUGUAGGGGAAGGGAUUGGAUAUAUAUACAUAUAUAUUACAAAAAAUUUUAUGCUUGAAUUGAA